This is a messenger RNA of Aspergillus lentulus, 2328 nucleotides long. The record is from RefSeq and is a predicted model, not a curated record. Lineage: Eukaryota; Fungi; Ascomycota; Eurotiomycetes; Eurotiales; Aspergillaceae.
AUGCUUCGCUGUACCAAUGGCGCUGCGCUUCGGACGAGUGUCCAGCACACUGUCGGACUGAAAAGUCUGCCGGUCUCAAGAUCCACUCAAGUCUCUCAGAGUAUCCUAUACGGUGCUCCUCUUGCGCGUGCCGCACAGAGAGGUCGCGUUGUGGGGAAAUCUGUAGCCUGGGGGUCAAUUUCCGGCGUGAAGCGGUACUCGACAGAGGCUGCGAGGUUGGCCGAUGCGGAAGAGCAAAGUGCUGCUGAUUCAACGGCGAAUUUUGAGGACGACGAACCACCACAGAAAAAGAAACCGAUCUGGGACAAGAGAAAACGCUUCCAGGACCAUGUGCUGUUGGAGAUUGCCAGCGGCGGGGCGCAUCCCGAUGGCGGUCCCUUAGCGGACGUUGUCAGGAGGAAGGUGGUAAAGAGGGAGCUGCAGUGGUUGCAGGAUCCCAAGGCGCUGGCGGACCGGGUCGCCAAAAUCUUGCAAGCCGACGAUUUUGCUCUCGCGGUGGCCAUUGUUCGCGGGGCGCAGAAGGAGAAUAUGGAGUGCUCAGUGGGGUGGAAUCACUUACUGGAGUACUGUAUGAACAAGAAGCAACCUAAAGCGGCAUGGAAGCUCUACAAUGAAAUGAAGAAGCGUGGACGAAAGCCUACUUCCUGGACUUAUACGAUUAUGUUGUAUGGUCUUGCCACAGUGCCGAAAAACGUGCACAUAGGGUUGAAUCCCGUGCAAACUGCUUUGUCAAUUUACAGAUCUAUCUAUGAGCUUAACUCUGCAGUUAAGCCUUCUAUCAUCCACAGCAACGCCAUGCUCACCGUAUGUGUUCGCCAUGGACAUACAGAUACACUAUGGGAGAUUGCGAGUGAGCUACCCGAGGAGGGGCCAUGCUCACCCGAUGCUGUGACAUACACUCUUAUAUUGAGAGCCAUCAGAGACGCCGUCAGUACUGACGUGACUAAGAUGUCUGAGAUUGAUCGCAUCUUGGAGCGAAGGGCUCAGGGCGUCAAGGAAGGCAAACGAAUCUGGUCUGAUGUUGUCUAUCGGUGGAGCAGAGGUCAACUCGACUUAGACAUCCAACUCGUGCGUACAAUGGCCCGCCUCUUGCUUGAAGGCGGCAGCGAGCGCGAUUGUUACGAUGUCUUCGCACUCUUGAAUCAAACUACUGGGCUUCCCAUCCUGGCAAAGAAGCCUUCACCUGAGCGCCAGCGGGAGUCUGAGAUGGCCAGACGCCUAAAGAGCCGAUCCGCAGAAAAUAAGGAGAUGGAAGACGUUCCCUUUGUAGACGAAGGCAACCGACCAUACAAACCAGCAGAGACCGAAAUGGAAGAACGGGAAGAAAAGGCAGAGCUAAAAGAGGAAGAGGAAGACGAUGAGGAAUUCGAAAAUCUUUUUGACCCAGUGGUGUCUACUGAUUCUGCUUCCAAAAUGAAGAAAGGCACCAUUGGUCCAUCCUACGUUGUUCCAGGUGACAAGGAGCUCACCAUACUCGUGGAAACUUGCUAUACCAUGACUCAGGGUCUUGGUACUGGAAAAGCUUACUGGAAGCAUCUAACGCUCGACGAUCACGAGUAUACCAUCAAACCAGACAUGCCUUCGUUGCAUGCAUACUUACGACUACUAAGAGUUUAUCGCGCUAGUCGUGCUACGGUCGAGGUUGUGCGCGAGCAGGUGCCCGAACCAGUAUGGAAAACAUUCCACAUCGCGAUGAGCUGUUGUCUUCGCGAUCGCAGGAAUAUCAACGUUCUCAAAAAUGCCAACGAACUAUUGGGAAUCAUGGACAAGUCCAUGGUCCUUCCCCACCCCCGGGCGCUUGAGAAGUAUCUUAACCUCGUGCAAACACUACAGGACAAUCCACAGCGCCUCAUAUCAUUGAAUGGUCUGAAGAUUGCGCGGAAACCCUCUGACAGCCUCGACAUCGUGGGUCGGAAAUUACAGCUGAGCUUGCAGACAGUUGCUCUGGAGAACCUGCGUCCUCACAUUGACAAGCUUCAUGAGGCUAUGAAGAAUGGAAAGACUUCAUUUAUUUCACCGGCUGAGCGGACGCGGGCGGGCGCGGCCGAUACUGUUUCUGGUGCGACCGCUCGCACGGUGAUGGAUCGCACCCGAGGUCUGAUUGACGAGAUCCUCAAGCCUGAGAAUGCGUCCCUCCUUUCCAAACUGGACCGUGAGCAAUUCGAGCAAGAGUCGCAGAAACUCCGCGAAUACUCGGAUGCCGAGAUGGUCCGAAAGUUCGAAUACGCUCGAUUGCAUCCAACUCUCGAACAGGUCAUGGCAUUCCAGGAGAAGCAUGACCCUAAACAGAACGCUGUCGAGACCCAGGCCGCUGACGACGCCGACUAA